AAGAAAUCACGUUCUCUUUCUCAACCUUAAACCCUCUGUUAAACCCUGUUCGUCAAGUUUCCAGAAAUGAUUUUCUCUCGAUUAGUCAGGGUCGCCGCCACAUCUCUGUCAUCCACCGUCGCCCCUUCGGUUUAUUCUCCUCGUAAUGUCUCUUUCAGCUCCGCCGCAGCGCGGAACCGGAACUUUAACAGUCCAACGAAUCGAUCGGGUAACGAGUUAUACCGCCGAAUUUCGCCGGUGGGAGAUCCUAGGGUCUCUAUCGUUCCGAUUCUCGAUAGCUGGAUAGAGGAAGGAAGAUCCGUUGCGAAGCACCAACUCGUUUCUUACAUUAAAGAACUUCGCUACUACGGCCGCCACUAUCACGCCCUCGAGAUUUCAAAGUGGAUGACAGACAAAAGGCACCUCGACCUCACAUCAAGAGAUGCUGCUAUGAGACUCGACUUGAUAGCAAGGGUCAACGGGAUAAAACAAGCAGAACAGUAUUUCGAUGGACUAUCGGGGCAGCUCAAAGGGAUCAAUACUUAUGGAGCACUUGUAAACUGUUAUUGUCGUGCUCAAUCUGUGGAGAAGGCAGAGGAAAUCAUGCAGAAGAUGAGAGACCUAGGCAUUGCCAACUCGAUCCUUACUUACAACACUAUGCUUGGUCUUUAUCACCGAGUUGAAAACAAAGAGAAAUUUGAUGCUCUUGUCAAGGAAAUCGAUGAUAGUGGCAUCUCCUUCGAUGCAAUGACUUAUAACAUACUAAUAUCUUCAUAUGGUGCUGUUCUUGAUGUGAAUGGAAUGGAGAAAAUCCUGAUAAGGAUGAAAUCCAACCCAGACGUCAAUCCAGACUGGGCCGUUUACAACAAUGCAGCAACCAUUUACAGGAAAUCUGGGAUGAAGAAGAAGGCAAUUGAAAUGCUGGAGAAAGCCGAGGGGCUCAUCACAAAGAAAAAGGACAUUCAAGCUUAUUAUUACCUCAUCACCAACUAUGCUGCCAUGGGGGAGAAAUCUAGAUUCUUGGGAGUUUGGGAACUUUUCAAGAAGAAUGGGAAGGUUCUCAAUAAGGGAUAUAUGGACGUGAUAAGUUCUCUACUGAAGUUGGAAGAUUUUGAGACUGCAGAGAAGAUAUUUGAUGAGUGGGAAUCCCAGAAUUUGUCUUAUGAUGUCCGUAUUCCCAACGUUUUGAUUGGUGCUUACUCAAGAAGCGCUCUCAUGGAAAAGGCAGAAACAAUGGUUGAGAGGGUAAUAAAGAAAGCAGGUGAGCCCCAUGCAAAUUCUUGGCUUAACCUGGCAAUAGGUUACCUCAAACUUGGUCAAACUGAGAAGGCCAUGGAAACCAUGAAGAGAGCUGUGAAUGGUUCUAAGUCGGGUUGGAGGCCCGACCCUAGGGCUUUGGAAGACUUUCUGGAGCAGUUAAAGGAGACAGGAGUUUGCUUGGAGGAAGUAAAAGAACUGAUCCAGUUACUAACAGACACCAAUGUUGUACCCGUAACAGUUGGAGACAGGUUUUUGAUGAAUCUUCCUUUGAAUGGUGUUAAUGCAUGAGUUUGAUGGAGAUGCCAAUACAUUGGAGAGAUUCCCAGGACAAACGUUAUUUCUCAAAGAAGCAGAUUUGGGAAUGUAUGGUACUUCCCAAGAUCCAUGGACGUUUGGCAGGCGCAAUAUUCGCAGAUUUCAGCAAUGGAUGAACUGCAGGGAAAGAGUUGAGGUUUUGGUGUUCCAAAUUGGUGUCUAUUGUGUUGAGCAGGUUUGGAGACUACCACUCACAUCUUACUCUCUUGACAUUAUGCUUGGAGCACUAUGCAUGUCCAAGAAUGUUGGAAGCUCCAUUGUUAUAAUAUCUCUCACUCGCCAAACUUUCCUUUUAGAUCUGAAAAUUCAUUUUACAAGUAGCCAUGCCAUUGUUAUAAUAUCACUUUUAUCUGAAAAAGAGUAACUUUAUUUUUCUCGC
Messenger RNA from Linum tenue, 1933 nucleotides. NCBI's taxonomy places the organism in Eukaryota, Viridiplantae, Streptophyta, Magnoliopsida, Malpighiales, Linaceae. The record is from the annotation of a GenBank genome assembly.